Rana temporaria (common frog) is the source of this 963-nucleotide messenger RNA. RefSeq names its product olfactory receptor 6B1-like. Gene Ontology annotation, biological process: G protein-coupled receptor signaling pathway. Gene Ontology annotation, cellular component: membrane. The record is from RefSeq and is a predicted model, not a curated record. Bases 1 to 963 code for a protein of 320 amino acids. The transcript has a single exon. Gene Ontology annotation, molecular function: G protein-coupled receptor activity; olfactory receptor activity. NCBI's taxonomy places the organism in Eukaryota, Metazoa, Chordata, Amphibia, Anura, Ranidae.
AUGCAAAAUUGGAGUGUCUGGAAUAAAAGUGCUGUGACAGAAUUUAUACUUGUGGGAUUUCCAACAAAUCAGAAUUUUCAGCACUUCCUCUUUUUUAUCUUCUUUAUUGCCUAUGUAUUAACAGUGACCGGGAAUAUUGUUAUCAUUACCAUAAUUCAAGCUGACAGUCACCUUCAUCGUCCUAUGUACUUUUUUCUUGGCAACUUUGCUUUCAUGCAGGUUUGCUACAUAACAGUGACAGUACCUAAGCUGCUCUUAGGUUUUUUAACCAGCAUAAACAAAAUAUCCAUCGGAGCUUGUUUUACUCAGUGCUAUUUUUUCUUUUUACUUGGAGGAAUAGAGCAUUUCCUAUUGGCCAUUAUGGCGUAUGAUCGAUAUGUGGCUAUAUGCCAUCCUUUACAGUAUAAUACCAUUGUAACCUCAAAUGUUUGUUGGAGCCUAGCAUGUGGCUGUUGGCUAGGUAUCUUCCUUGGUUCUUUACUACCUGUUGCCUCCUUAGUGAGAUUAUCUUUUUGUGGACCAAAUGUCAUUAACCAUUACUUUUGUGAUGUUUCACCAUUAUUAAAGCUUUCAUGUACUGAUACAUCUCUGCUGAAAUCCUAUUUUUUCAGCUUAAUGUGGAUCAUUAUUUUUAGUUGCCUUAUGUUCAUUCUUUUGUCAUACAUCAGUAUUAUUUCUGCUAUUUUCAAGAUACCAUCCACAGUAGGGCGUCAGAAAGUGUUCUCCACUUGUGGCUCCCACCUGACUGUGGUUAUAAUAUAUUUUGGGGCUGUUAUAUUUAUGUAUGUUAGGCCAAGAGAAAGUUAUUCAUUUGAGGAGGACAAGUUGAUCUCUGUGUUCUACUCCAUUUUGACUCCACUUUUAAAUCCAUUUAUCUAUUGUCUAAGAAACAAGGAAAUAAAACAGGCUUUGCAGAAAUGCGUUCAGAGCAAAAAAAGUUUUUUGGCUCAUCUGCACAUGUAA